UUUCUGCUCCAAACCAGUCCCCACUUUCUCACUACACUACAAAUUGCACUAACUGUGAAGAGAGAGAGAGAGUACUAUGGUUCAUGUCUUAAAUUGAGGUUGCAGAGGAGUUGUUUGCAGCCUGUGAUGGCGGCGUUUGCAGAGGCGUGACUUUAAUGCAUCCAAAUCACACUCCCAAAUUUCCAAUUCAAUUCAAAAUCAACCAAUCCAAUCCUCGUCUCCUUCCCUUACCCUAAAUUUCUUGUCUGCACAAAGCUGCAAACUAGAGAACAAACUCCCAAAUCAGACUGUCAGUCACACUUUUCCUUACUCUCUCUCUCUCUCACACACAUAAUUCAGUUAGUUUUGGGUUUUUUUUUUAGAUAUAGAUAGGGUUUUGGUAUGGAUUUUCUCUCGAAUUUGAGCACAAAGCUAGGUUUAAAUAGGGCUGGAAAAUGUCUGGGUUUUUCUCACUAGAAGGAGGAGGCAAAGAUCACCAUCAAGAGACGGAAAACAACGACGACCACAGCAGCAACAACAGUCUGUUUCUGUUCAGAAACCAAGAGAUCUACAACAAGGGUUUCGAGCUAUGGCAGCAGUACUACCAGCUCCACCACCAGCAGCGGAUCAAAGACGCUGCUGGUGAUGAGAGCUACUACGCUGCUCAUCACAGAUCGUCGUCGUCAGCGGUGAUGCGGCGGGGCGGGGAGGGGGCCAACUGCCAGGACUGCGGCAACCAGGCCAAGAAAGACUGCGUGCAUCUCCGCUGCAGGACCUGCUGCAAGAGCCGCGGCUUCGACUGCCAGACCCACGUCAAGAGCACGUGGGUCCCCGCAGCCAAGCGCCGCGAGCGCCAGGUGGCGCUGACGGCCGCAGCUGAUAGUAAUAUUAAUAAUAAUAAUCCCAAGCGGAUCAGAGAGAGCCGCGCCGUUGUAGCUCCCGCUGUCCGCUUGCCUACUUCAGGGUUUGAGGUGGGGCAGUUUCCGGCGGAGGUAAGCUCCCCGGCGGUUUUCCGGUGCGUUAGGGUGAGUGCGGUGGACGAGGCCGAGCAGCAUUACGCGUACCAGACGGCUCUGAGCAUCGGCGGCCAUGUCUUCAAGGGAAUUUUAUACGAUCAAGGCGGAGAGAGCUCCUCCUCCGCCUCUCUGGACCUCAUCGCCAACGCGAGCAACUCACAGAUGGCGGUGGCCGAUCCUAACGUUUAUCCGACCCCACUCAACGCCUUCAUGGCGGGAACGCAAUUCUUCCCGCCACCAAGACCUUGAAAGAGACAUUUUGAGUUCAUAUGUAUAAGAUGAUUAGACUAGUUAGAUUGAGGAGAGCAUUCAAUAUCCAUUGGCCCUAUUCUCAUUGAAGAAAGCAAUUAAUGUCUUUGGAUGGUUCUUAUUGUUGGGAUUUCAAUUAUUAUGACUUUGUGCAUUGGACUAA
Messenger RNA from Salvia hispanica, 1407 nucleotides. RefSeq names its product protein SHORT INTERNODES-like. The record is from RefSeq and is a predicted model, not a curated record. Lineage: Eukaryota; Viridiplantae; Streptophyta; Magnoliopsida; Lamiales; Lamiaceae. Gene Ontology annotation, molecular function: DNA-binding transcription factor activity; DNA binding. Gene Ontology annotation, biological process: positive regulation of DNA-templated transcription. Gene Ontology annotation, cellular component: nucleus.